UUUACGGGCGGAGGCAGUGGGUUGCGCGCGUUGAAUGGCUGCUUUAUUCUGUUGUGUUUGCUGAAGACGGCGGCCGCACCCCGCUAAUACAGAUCUCGCAGCUCCAGGUAGGCUACACAUAAGACUGAGCGGCUCGGAAAAUGUCCGGAAUUGCGAAGAAGCUUAAACGGAACCGAGCCCGAGCUGAGGGCAUUGGCACGAACGAACAAGCCUUGAAGUACUUAAAGCAGGAUUACGAGACGUUGAGGCAGAAUUGUCUGGAAUGUGGGCAGCUGUUCCAGGAUGAAACUUUCGAUGCAGUCCCGGCCUCCCUGGGUUUCAAAGAUCUUGGACCCAACUCCUACAAAGUGAGAGGUAUCACCUGGAGCCGGCCCACGGAGUUGUCUUCCUGUCCACAGUUUAUUGUGGGAGGGGCUACCAGGACGGAUAUCUGCCAGGGGGCUCUCGGCGACUGCUGGCUCCUGGCUGCCAUCGCCUCGUUGACGCUGAAUGAGCAGGUGCUCGCUCGAGUGGUUCCUCCUGGACAGAGCUUCCAAGAGGGCUACGCUGGGAUUUUCCACUUCCAGUUCUGGCAGUUUGGAGAUUGGGUGGACGUGGUGAUCGACGACAGGCUGCCCACCAAAGACGGAAAGCUGCUGUUCGUCCACUCGGCCGAGGGCUCAGAGUUCUGGAGCGCCCUGCUGGAGAAGGCCUACGCUAAGCUGAAUGGGUGCUACGAGGCGCUCUCGGGGGGGUCCACCACCGAAGGGUUCGAGGAUUUCACGGGGGGCAUCGCGGAGGUGCACGAGCUACGGAAGCCCAACCCCAACCUCUUCAAGAUCAUCCAGAAGGCACUGCUCAGGGGCUCCCUGCUGGGCUGCUCCAUCGAUAUCACCAGUGCGGCCGACACCGAGGCCAUCACGUCACAGAAGCUGGUUAAGGGCCACGCCUACUCCGUUACUGCAGUUGAUGAGGUGAGAUAUGAGGGGGACAUGGUGAAGCUGAUUCGCAUCCGGAACCCCUGGGGUCAGGUGGAGUGGACCGGGCCCUGGAGCGACGGAUCCAUGCAGUGGCAGCAGGUCAGUGAUGAGGACAGAGAGAGGCUCAACAACAAAUCGGAGGACGGAGAGUUUUGGAUGUCGUUCUCCGAGUUCCUGCGGCAGUAUUCCCGGGUGGAGAUCUGCAACCUCUCGCCGGACGCGCUCACCGAUGACGAUUACAAGAAGUGGUCGCUCUCCAAGUUUGAGGGGACCUGGCGGCGUGGCUCCACCGCUGGGGGGUGCCAGAACUAUCAAAGCACCUUCUGGACGAAUCCCCAGUUUGUGAUCAAGCUGGACGAGGAGGACGACGACCCGGAUGACAAUGAGGUGGGCUGCAGCUUCCUGGUGGGCCUGAUCCAGAAGAACCGGCGCACCAUGAGGAAGAUCGGGGAGGACAUGCACACCAUCGGCUUCGCCAUCUACAAGGUUCCUGCUGAGUUUGCAGGGCAGAGGAACGUCCACCUCAACCGGAACUUCUUCCUGCAGCACGCGACCAAGGCGCGGUCAGAGACCUUCAUUAACCUGCGGGAGGUGUGCAACCGCUUCUGCCUGCCCCCGGGGGAGUACCUGAUCGUGCCCUCCACCUUCGAACCGCACAAGAACGGGGACUUCUGCGUGCGCGUCUUCUCCGAGAAGCAAGCAGACUUCCAAGAACUGGAUGACCCUGUUGAGUAUAAGGUUGAAGAGGAAAACAUAUCCGAAGGCGAUGUUGAUGACAAGUUUCGGAAACUCUUUUCUCAUCUGGCAGGACAAGACUGUGAAAUUUCUGCUGUUGAGCUGAGAAAUAUCCUGAACAGAGUGGUAUCCACGCGUAAGGAUAUUAAAACCGACGGAUUUAGUCUGGAAACCUGCCGCAACAUGGUCAACCUGCUGGAUACAGAUGGAACUGGAAAACUGGGCCUGGUGGAGUUCAAGAUCCUGUGGAACAAAAUAGAAAAAUACCUGAACUUCUACCGGGAUAAGGACACAGAUCAUUCAGGCACCAUAAGCUCCACGGAGAUGCGUAUAGCUGUGGAGGACGCAGGCUUCUCCCUGAAUAAUGCCCUUCACCAGAUCCUGGUGACCCGCUACAGUGACCCUGACUUCACCAUCGACUUCGACAACUUUGUGAGCUGCCUGAUCCGCCUGGAAAGCAUGUUCAAAACAUUUAAAACGCUGGACAAGGACAAUUCGGGGGAGGUGGAGUUGGAUCUUGUGCAGUGGCUGAAUAUAACUCUGCUGUAAGUGCCUGAGGACAAGUCUCAGCUGCGGGAUGGUGUUCUGGACUGGCUACAUGCACAAGAUCAAGAGCCUGUCCUGGACAGAGACGGUGAACCCAGUCCUGCCUGAUGACUGAACAUUCUCUGCCUGCACGCCGUCUUCUCUGCAGUUUGUUUUAAAACAGGACUGAUCCCACCUUCAGUCCCAGGGAAAGCAACGUAAAAGAAGCACAGAAAAGCCGUAUAUCUUUACUGAAAAUAAUAAAAUGGAAAAUGGAUAUCUGUAGGGUGUCUUGGGUUUAGGAGGUGGGUUUCUAGUUUGCUUUGCUUUUAGACUGAUACUGAAAACUUAAAUUAAUUCAAAAUUAUUGAAUGUA
Molecule: messenger RNA, 2595 nt
Organism: Anguilla anguilla (European eel)
Lineage: Eukaryota; Metazoa; Chordata; Actinopteri; Anguilliformes; Anguillidae
Product: calpain-2 catalytic subunit-like
Exons: 21
Coding region: 141-2243 (700 amino acids)
Biological process (GO): proteolysis
Cellular component (GO): cytoplasm
Molecular function (GO): calcium ion binding; calcium-dependent cysteine-type endopeptidase activity
Source: RefSeq, a predicted model, not a curated record